AUGUUACAUCCUUCCUUGUGCAUUUCUUCUGAUCUAACCAUUUUAUUGUUGCACAUAGCUCACCAGGCGGCGUUCGAUAGGGCAUGCAUUCUGCAUCGCGAUACUAGUGUCAGAAACAUUAUGAUCACCCCAAAUCAUCAAGGGUUCCUCAUUGACUGGGAUCAUUGCAUUAUUCUUACCGACAGACGUGGCGAAAAAGGCAUAUGCCGAACCGGUACCUGGCAGUUCAUGUCUGCGCGCCUUUUGGCUUCUUAUGGGACCUCGCACACCCUGGUAGACGACAAGGAAUCAUCACUGUGGGUUCUCCUCUACGUAGCUCUCAGAUAUACCCGCAAAUCAUCUAUACCGACUGUCUUAUACGAUGAUUUGAAGUCAUGGUUUGAGGACUCCGUACUCCGACCUCGUGGGGAUAUCGGUGGUAGAGGCAAGAAAAGUGUGCUGAAGAACCCUUCUGACCUACUUCCUUCGACGUCAACGGUCUCAAUGAGUUGCUGCGAGAACUGA
Desarmillaria tabescens is the source of this 504-nucleotide messenger RNA. RefSeq lists its product as uncharacterized. NCBI's taxonomy places the organism in Eukaryota, Fungi, Basidiomycota, Agaricomycetes, Agaricales, Physalacriaceae. The record is from RefSeq and is a predicted model, not a curated record. The coding region runs from base 1 to 504 and encodes 167 amino acids. The transcript has 2 exons.